AUGCCCUCAGCCGACCCUUGGCCGAUGGCAGCAUUCUCCAUCCAAAUCGGGCACGAUGGGCGCAAGGACAGCACGGCGACGCUGAAACGACAUGAUGCCCGAUCGCGGCCAAGUCGAGAGCCUGAGCAAUUUACCACAGGCGCCCUGUUGGUGGAAGGGCUCGAUGGAAAGACGCAAAAGAGAGAGCACUGGCCGCUCCAGGUCAAAGCUGGGGGCUCUGUCUCAUUCAUGCGCUGUAGCGGCCAGAGUGGUCAGGGCCGGCCAGCCAUCGCCUCGUCCAUGCGCAGGUGCUGUACUUACAUUACGCACGAGUAUCUGCGCAGCGAGUGCUUGAUGUGCGUAUUCCGCCAGCAGCCGCAUGAUUGGUACAAGCGCCAGCAGGAGUACCUACCUGGUACCUUGGUACCUGUAGCUGAUGGCUUCGCCUCAGCCCAACAAGCUGCCUCGUCAGACACCGCAGAGCCAUUGGCGAAUGAUUCUUGUCAAGGCAGUCGGUCACAGCUGAAGCAAGGCGAACCAGGCCAGAUGCCCAACAUGACAGGACCAGAUAAUGUCAUCGGCUUGAAGGAAGGCCCCAGCACGUGCGGUCAGGUCAGCUUCACCCUGUCCGUCACGCCGCCGAGUUACCGCAUGACCGGCCUCGUUCUCCUUGUGUCCAUCGAGCGCGCUCCUGAUCGGUUUUGGGUCGAGUAA
This is a messenger RNA of Drechmeria coniospora, 693 nucleotides long. RefSeq lists its product as uncharacterized. NCBI's taxonomy places the organism in Eukaryota, Fungi, Ascomycota, Sordariomycetes, Hypocreales, Ophiocordycipitaceae. Bases 1 to 693 code for a protein of 230 amino acids. The transcript is spliced from 4 exons. The record is from RefSeq and is a predicted model, not a curated record.